AUGUCGCUCUUUGUGCUUGCCGAGACGCCGGCAGGCUACGGCCUGUUUAAGGCUACGGACAAGAAGAUGCUGAAGAACGAGGAACUUGCCGCUGAGCUGGGACGUCCUGAAAAGGUCGUUGAGAUGCUCAAGCUCAAGAAGUUCGUCAAGUUCGACAGCGCUGCCACCGCUCUCGAGGAGGCUGCUGCCCUCAAGGAAGGCAAGAUUCCUGACCUACUCACCGGACUCCUCGAGGACCUCAAGGCCGAGAAGAAGGCGUCGAUCGCCGUCGCCGACAUGAAGCUGGGCACGGCCAUCUCCAACAUGGCCGACCUGAACCUCCAGCCUGUCUCAGGCUCCAACACCAUGGAUCUCUUCCGAGGCAUUCGAGGCAACCUCUCUAACUUGAUCCCCGGCCUCGAGGUUGAGAACAUUGACCGCAUGGCUCUUGGUCUCUCUCACUCCAUGUCCCGCCACAAGCUCAAGUUCUCCGCCGACAAGGUCGACUCCAUGAUCAUUCAGGCCAUCAAGCUGCUAGAUGAUCUCGACAAGGAGCUCAACGUCUACGCCAUGCGAACCAAGGAGUGGUACGGCUGGCACUUCCCCGAGAUGGCCAAGAUCCUCAAUGACAACCUGGCCUACGCUCGCGUCGUCCUCGCUGUCGGCAUGCGCACCAACAUUGCUACCAGCGAUCUCUCCGAGGUCCUGCCCGAGGAGGUCGAGGUUGCCAUCAAGGCUGCCGCCGAGAUCAGCAUGGGUACCGAGAUCACCGAUGAGGAUCUCGACAACAUCAAGCUCCUGGCUGACCAGGUCAUCACCUACACUGAGUACCGAGCUCAGCUGUCCUCGUACCUCGAGAGCCGCAUGCGCGCCAUUGCCCCCAACCUGACUGCCCUCAUCGGCUACCUGGUUGGUGCCCGUCUCAUUGCCCACGCUGGUUCUCUCAUCAGCCUGGCCAAGUCUCCCGGCUCUACCAUUCAGAUCCUCGGUGCCGAGAAGGCGCUGUUCCGUGCCCUCAAGACCAAGCACGACACCCCAAAGUACGGUCUCAUCUACCACUCCUCGCUCAUUGGCCAGGCUACUGGACGAAACAAGGGAAAGAUUGCCCGUAUGCUAUCCGCCAAGGCCGCUCUGGGUGUCCGUGUCGAUGCUCUCGGCGAGUUCGAGGACGAUGUCGAUGACGAGGAGCGUGCCAUCCUCGGUCUGAGCAACCGCAUCAAGUUGGAGAACCAGCUCCGAAAGCUCGAGGGCAAGCCCCUUCUUCCCAAGGGCACCAACGUCACCCCUUCGGGUGAGAUUGUCGGUGCUGGCCAGUUCACCCUGAAGGAGACUCGCCGAUAUAACGCCGACGCCGAUGGUGUCUCUGACGAGGAGCCCAAGUCUGCCAAGAAGAGCAAGAAGUCCAAGAAGCUGAUCCAGGAGGUCGACGAGGAGAUGAAGGAUGCCGAGGACGAGGACAGUGACGACGAGGCUGCUGCCACCCCUGCCAAGGCCAAGAAGCUCUCCGAGGCUGACUACGAGCGUCUCGCCGAGGCCGCCGGUAUCUCGGUCAAGAAGUUCAAGCGCAAGUACGAGCGCGGUGAUGUCGAUCUCAACGAUGACGGCACCCCCAAGGUCUUCAGCAAGAAGGAACUGAAGAAGGCUCGCAAGGCUGAGGAGAAGGCCACCCCCAUCAAGACCGAACCCGAGAAGAAGAAGAAGCGCAAGCACGACGACUCGGAGGAUGAGGCCGAGACCAAGAAGGAGAAGAAGCAGAAGAAGAAGAAGCGCCAAUCCACGGACUAG
Ilyonectria robusta is the source of this 1764-nucleotide messenger RNA. RefSeq lists its product as uncharacterized. The record is from RefSeq and is a predicted model, not a curated record. Bases 1 to 1764 code for a protein of 587 amino acids. Gene Ontology annotation, molecular function: snoRNA binding. Lineage: Eukaryota; Fungi; Ascomycota; Sordariomycetes; Hypocreales; Nectriaceae. Gene Ontology annotation, cellular component: box C/D methylation guide snoRNP complex; small-subunit processome. The transcript is spliced from 3 exons.